AUGCUAACUUCGGUGGUGUGAUCUUCUUUUGUUUUUGUCUCCAGGUUCCGCGGUGUGCAUCCUCGAAACACAUUCCACUGCCGUCUCGAACAAGAUCCGCGGUCUGGCACGCAUGGUUCAGGUGUCGUCCAAUAUGACCCUGGUGGAUCUGACGAUCAAUGGCCUCGCCCCGGGCAAGUACGUGGCGACCGUGCGCGAGGCGGGCGAUAUCUCGCAAGGAGCGGCGUCGACGGGAGGCAUUUGGGAGGCCGUCAAGGCCAAGGUAUUGGGCUCGACGGAGCCCACCAAGGAACCACGUGGGGUCUUUGGGUCAGUGGAGGUUGACGAAAAGGGACGAGGCAAUGUCUUUUUGGAUCGACCGGUCGCGAUCUGGGAGAUGAUUGGCCGCAGUAUGGUGGUGUCAAAGAAUGCCGAGGGCCCCUUUGAUCGGGAGGACUCGAACACAUUGGUUGGGGUCAUCGCUCGUAGCGCGGGGGUGUGGGAUAACGACAAGAUGGUCUGUUCCUGCUCCGGUAAGAACGUUUGGCAGGAGCGGCAGGAGCAGGUCUCCCAGGGAAUGGUAUAGAGGGAUCUGAUAAUGGCGGGUUUGGCAGGAAAUCUGGUGUGAUUUGACUACAUCAGAGGGCAUAAGCCGUUCUAUGUAUAGCACAGAGAAGGAGGGGGUGGGGUCACCGUGGAAUUGCUUGUGCAUGGGCAAUUGGAUUGACAAGUAUUACUACUACUAUCAGCCACAUGAAUGAAUAAUGAUGACUCGAGUACUCCGUACUGCUGGGAGGCAGGAAGCAGAAGCAGCAGCAAAAGAAGAAGACACCGACAACCCCGGACUCAGGUGACUGGCAGCCAUGCAGGAGCAACUGCACGACACACCGACUAGUCGUGAGCAGGGCAUGGCAAGAACACUAAGAACACUAAAGAUAGAUCGAGAGCUACUCCUAGUGUUCAUAGUACAACGGUCCGACA
Aspergillus aculeatinus CBS 121060 is the source of this 960-nucleotide messenger RNA. RefSeq names its product copper chaperone CCS1. Gene Ontology annotation, cellular component: cytoplasm. Gene Ontology annotation, molecular function: superoxide dismutase copper chaperone activity; copper ion binding. The record is from RefSeq and is a predicted model, not a curated record. The transcript has a single exon. Gene Ontology annotation, biological process: removal of superoxide radicals. The coding region runs from base 134 to 565 and encodes 143 amino acids. NCBI's taxonomy places the organism in Eukaryota, Fungi, Ascomycota, Eurotiomycetes, Eurotiales, Aspergillaceae.